GAGGUAGGCGGCAUCUGUCUCUCAGUUUCCGAGGGGAUCAUGAACGCAUCUCCUGGGGGUGUGGCAUGGGCAUCGCCUCGUUCUUGCAUCAGGCGGAAGAAGCAACCUUUUGUGGAAAGAACACGCGGAUGGAGAAGCAGCCUCUGCCAGCCGAUGAUGACAAGGUGGAAGCUGUAGAGCCGGCAGCUGAUGGCGGAACCGAGGCCAUGCAGCAGGCCGCCUCUGAGCCUCCCGCUAGAGCGGGGUGGAACAGCAAGGUUGAAUACUUUUUGGCUCAGGUGGGAUUCAGCGUCGGGCUUGGCAACGUCUGGAGGUUUCCAUAUUUGUGCCACCAGAAUGGCGGAGGAGCUUUUCUCCUGCUCUAUGUGCUGCUAAUGCUGGUGAUGGGGAUCCCCUUGUUCUUCCUGGAGCUGGCAGCAGGUCAGGACAUCCGGCAGGGAAGCAUCGGGGUUUGGAAGUACAUCUCUCCUAGGCUUGCAGGAAUCGGCUACUCCAGCUGUGUGGUUUGUUUCUUUGUGGCGCUCUACUACAACGUUAUCCUUUCCUGGAGUCUUUUCUAUCUUGGGAGCUCCUUCCAGUAUCCGUUGCCCUGGAACCAUUGCCCAAACCAAGGGAAUAUAACUGAAAAAGAAUGUGAAGACAGCUCCGCCACAUCUUACUUCUGGUAUCGCAAAGCUUUGAACAUAACGGACUCCAUCGACGAGGUGGGCUCCUUCAAUCCCUACAUCGUCGGCUGCCUGUUUGCAGCGUGGACCAUUGUGUGCCUGGGAAUGUUCAAGGGUAUCAAGUCUUCUGUCAAGGUGAUGUAUUUCUCCUCCAUCUUUCCUUACGUGGUGCUAGUUUGCUUUCUGAUCCGAGGGCUCAUGCUGGACGGAGCUUCAGAGGGAAUCGUCCACAUGUUUUACCCUAAGCUGGAGAUCUGGGGCGACAUUCAGGUUUGGCGUCAGGCUGCCACACAGGUUUUUUUUGCUUUGGGCCUCGGCUUCGGAUCCAUCAUCGCCUACUCCUCCUACAAUCCCAAGAACAACAACUGCCACCGUGAUGCCUUCACUGUCUCUUUUAUCAACUUCAUGACGUCUGUGCUGGCCACUCUGGUGGUGUUUGCUGUGCUGGGCUUCCGCGCUAAAAGAGAGGUCAAGAUCUGCGUUGAAAAUAACGCAAGGAAGCUGUUACAGCAGUACAAUGAAGGUCUAGUGUCUCCAGGCCUGAUGCCCACCUUCAACUAUUCUGACCUGGGCUCCCCGAGUGUAGAUAGCUACAGAAACUGGUUUCAGCAACAUGUAAAAACCAUCCCUGGUAAUGUAACAGAGUGUGACCUGGAAAAAGAAAUGCAGAAGGGUGUGGAGGGCACAGGUCUGGCUUUCAUUGCCUUCACAGAGGCCAUUACCCAGCUACCCGGCAGCCCCUUCUGGUCGGCGCUCUUCUUCCUCAUGCUGCUUAACUUGGGCCUCAGCACCAUGUUCGGUACCAUGGAAGGGAUCCUAGCGCCUCUCAGGGACCGGUUCAAAUUUCUGGCGAAAAACAAGACCAAACUCACAGUUGUCAGCUGCGUUAUCGGCUUUAUGAUCGGCCUGCUCUUCACCCAACGCUGUGGGAACUACUUUGUGACCAUGUUUGACGACUAUUCCGCCACGCUACCUCUCAUCAUCGUUGUGGUGUUUGAGACCUUCAGCGUGUCUUGGCUUUAUGGAGCUGAUAGAUUUCUUGACGACAUCGAGGCAAUGCUGGGCUGGCGGCCCUACGUCAUUUACAAAUACCUGUGGAAAUACGUUUGCCUGUUGGCCAUGUUGGGGCUGCUGGUCGCUACGACCGUUCGUAUGUUCAUGAAAACGCCAACUUACAUGUCGUGGAAUCAUGAAACGGCAUCUGAGAUUCAUCUGCCGUAUCCCAGCUGGGCUCUGGCUGUUCUGGCCUUGUUGAUCAUCUUUGCCAUGCUGCCGGUGCCUGUGGGUUUUAUCCACUCUGUUGUGCAGGACCGGAGACGGCCGACGCACAGGGACACGGAGACGGGUCACUACAGCAUUGUCAACGGCGAUGAAACCCCCAUGACCGACAUGUCUGAACCCGACCAAAGGAACUGCUUCUUGGUUACUGAAUCUUAGAGGAAACUAGGGCUGCAACCAA
Molecule: messenger RNA, 2124 nt
Organism: Cyprinodon tularosa
Lineage: Eukaryota; Metazoa; Chordata; Actinopteri; Cyprinodontiformes; Cyprinodontidae
Product: sodium-dependent neutral amino acid transporter B(0)AT2-like
Exons: 12
Coding region: 66-2102 (678 amino acids)
Biological process (GO): sodium ion transmembrane transport
Cellular component (GO): membrane
Source: RefSeq, a predicted model, not a curated record